Molecule: messenger RNA, 2442 nt
Organism: Chenopodium quinoa (quinoa)
Lineage: Eukaryota; Viridiplantae; Streptophyta; Magnoliopsida; Caryophyllales; Amaranthaceae
Exons: 3
Coding region: 426-1763 (445 amino acids)
Cellular component (GO): membrane
Molecular function (GO): metalloendopeptidase activity
Source: RefSeq, a predicted model, not a curated record
UUAAAUUCGAUUGCCUAUCCAAUAAUAGACCCGUUUCCAUUUUGACAAAUACAUUCGGAGUAUCUUUUGGAGAAGAAAGCUUCUCAUCUUUUUCCGGGUAAAACCAAUUUAAAUAAUCAAUAAUCACCUCCAAGGCUCCCAAAAUUCACAGACAAUGGCUACAAUCUUCUAUUCAAGCUUCCAGAUUCUUCUACAUCACCACCCUUGUUUUACCUUUAAAUGUUCAUUAUAAUUCACGCCCUUCUUGCCAUUCAAGAAACAAAGUUUUCUUCAAACAAAAAAACUUAACUUUCCUCGAGAAUCGUUAAUCUUGUAACAAACUCAAUUUACAAAAAAAAAAUCAUUUUUCUUGAUACCCAGUUCAUAAAUGAUCCAUAAAUUGAAGAAUUUUGAUCAAAGAUAGCACAUUUUCUUCCCCUAAAAGCAUGGCGUCAUGGUACAGAAGAUCAAGGUUUGUUUACAGUACUUUUAGAAGCUUCAAUUCUAGAUUAUUGCCUAAAACCCCAGUUCAAUCUCCUGCUCCAAGAGUUGAUUCCAGUUCAUCUUCUUUAUUUUGCAAUCAAUUUAAGUCUUCUGGGUUAUUUGGGUCACCUUCAAUUUCUUCUAAAUUCGGGAAUUUUAAUGGGUUAAAGAACAAUCAAAGUAGCUUGAUUUCUGGUAUUACUAGGAGAAAUUACUAUGUUGAUAGAAACCAAAUGUAUCAUUUUAAGCCAAGAGGUUUUAAAUCAUGGUUUCAGAAUCCUAGGCAUUUAUUCAUUGUAAUUGUGAUUGGUUCUGGUGUUGUGAUUACUGUUUAUUUUGGGAAUUCUGAGAUUGUGCCCUAUACAAAGAGGAAGCAUUUGGUGCUUUUGUCAAAAACCCUAGAGAGGCAAAUUGGGGAAAGUGAAUUUGAAAAGUUGAAAAAACAAUGUAAGGGGAAAAUAUUGCCUGCAAUACACCCUGAUAGUGUGAGGGUUAGGUUGAUAUCUAAAGAAAUCAUUGAGUCAUUGCAGAGAGGAAUUAGCCAUGAGCAAGUGUGGAGUGAUCCAGGCUAUGCCGUGGAAGGUGGUAUCUAUAACGAGGCUAAUGGACACGAAACUCAGAAGGCGUUAACUGAUAAGCUGGAAGAGAAUGCAAUUGAGGAUUGGCGUAAGGAGGAGGAGAUGCUUGAUGAUAAUUGGGUUAAGGAUAGUAGGAAGAAGGGGAAGGAGCAUAAUGCUAAGGCAAAUACUGAGCAUUUGGAAGGGAUGAAUUGGGAAGUUUUGGUGGUUGAUGAACCGGUUGUCAACGCCUUUUGUUUGCCUGGUGGGAAGAUUGUUGUUUUUACUGGAUUGCUCAAGUAUUUUAACUCAGAUGUUGAAGUGGCUACAAUCAUUGGGCAUGAGGUUGGGCAUGUUGUGGCUAGACAUUCUGCAGAACAGAUUACAAAGAACUUGUGGCUUGCAAUCUUACAACUGAUCCUUAUGCAGUUCAUCGCGCCUGAUUUUGCCAAUGCAAUGUCAAAUCUUUUACUGAGGCUUCCUUUUUCUCGAAAGAUGGAAAUAGAAGCAGAUUAUAUUGGACUUCUUCUGAUGGCUUCUGCUGGAUACGACCCACGAGCUGCACCCCGUGUAUAUGAGAAGCUUGGAAAGAUCUCUGGUGAAUCAGGACUAGGGGAUUACCUUUCAACCCAUCCAUCUGGGAAAACAAGAGCACAGCUAUUAGUUCGAGCUCAUAUAAUGGAGGAAGCAGUGAAUAUAUACCGUGAAGUUGCAGCAGGGCGCGCAAUUGAAGGUUUUCUGUAAGCAAAAUCAUCUAUAUCUCCAGCAACUUGGCCUGUUUGUGGUUUUCAAAAUAACUCUUGAAUCUUUUCAUGCCAUUAUAUCUUCUCUCUACAAAAUUGUGAAAGGUUGAAUUGAGUCGAGAAACCAAAAUCACCUGUUUAUGUUACAUGGUUACCUGAAUGAGUUCAUCCGUUCAAGUUUUUCCAUUCAGGACUCCAAUGUCGCGAUUUGCGUUUUCGCCCACACUUUUGGAUGUGCCUUUCAAUGGAAACCGGUUUUAUCGACUGGACUGAUUGAACAAAUAUUAGCUCAGACUAAUAACUGUAAUUUUAUAUAUGUAAAUCAAAUAUUUCUAUAUACAUCUCUAAUAAUAAAAUUAAAAAAAAUGCAAUCUUUAAAAAAUCUGAUUGUAAAAUCUCCCAGUUUCAAUCACAAAUUCAUUGAAAAUCUGAUUUUCUGGAGAAAAUGGUGACCAAAUAGAACGAAGCAUAGUAGAAGUGAUUAGAGCUGCAGUACUGUCAAGAAUCAAAUGCAACACGAACAACGAAGAAGAGAUCUACUCUUGUGAGUCGACAUAUUGAGUCGGGGUAUUUUCAUACUCAAUCGUUUUUCCACUUCCAAUUCUUCCUUUUUUGUUUGCAAUUUUACAAUUGCUUUGAAUUUCAAUGAUAACGGUUUUCGGGUUUAUAUUACUCCAUUU